GGGUCGUGAAAUAUGCAAAUUAGAGUAAAUUGCAUUGACUUGCCUGGACGGUCUCUCUGAAACAUGACUUUUUACAUCUUUUUAAUUGAAUGAGAUAUAAAAAACAAGAUGCCGAAGUGCAGUGACUUCAAAAGUCCUCUGAAGAAAUUAAAGGAAGAUCUACUUGGAAAGCAUCCAUCGUCCUCGGCGUCAUCUUCCUCCUCGACGACCAUCCCCAAUUCCCAUCUCAAUCCCGAUGACCUGUUUGCCGAGUCCUUCUCUCAAGACGAUAGCCAGCUCCGAAGGCCUAUGAAUGCAUUCCUACUCUUCUGUAAGCGUCAUCGUCAGGUGGUCAGGACUCGGCACCCUUGGCUCGAUAACAGAGCUUGCACCAAGAUGUUGGCCGAUAUGUGGGGCGCACUGGAUGGAGACGAGAAGGAGAAAUAUCUGCAGCUUGCGAGAGAGUGUAAAGCUGCAUUCAUGAAAGCCCACCCAGAUUAUAAAUGGAGCGGUCCUCAUCGACACGCUGGUGGGAAGGUAACCAAUCCUGGUAAUAUAACGACACGACCGCCAAGCACAAAAGAAAACAAGGCCGGGAUUACCGUUGGAAAGCUAGCAGAUCCAUCUCAAAUGGGAGGGUUAAGUCUUCUAUUACUCGCUGGCCAGCAAGAGACGAGUACAAAACGUGUAGCGCCCUCAUCUGACCAACAUAAAACAGUCCGUAGGAGUAAUUCAGAACCAGCAACCAACGAGAGGGAAGAUGAUGACAGCAUUAAAUCAAAAUUAUUCCAGUUUGCCGAGAUGUGCUCCGAUCAACUUGCCAUGAAACCAGAACACAACUCUGAUUCAAUACACCUUUCCAAUGUGAUAAUCCCUGUUAACAAUACAACCGAUGUCUCAAAGGAUAGUACAUUGGAUGCCUCCAGUAAUAACAAUAAUACUAUACCUCUUAACAGUCAGAUGCAUUUCAGGUUAACCUCAGACAACCAAGGAACUGAAAUAACCAAUGGAUCCAUGAGAACUGAAAUAAAGGACGAAGAUGACAUGGCUAGGAAAGGGGGUUUGAGGAAAGAGGAGGAGGAGGAGGGGGUGAUGGAGGCAAAUGAUGGAAAGAAGAAUGAAGCAAAAGAUGAGGAGGAAACGGAGGAAGGGAUGACCAAAAUAAAGAUGAAUAAUAAGAAGAGGAAAAGUGAGAAGAGCUCCAAGAAGAAGAAGAAAAAGAAGAAGAAAGUUUUGACGGUCAAGGAUGAGAGUGAAGCCCUCUCUCUGAGCUGGCCUGGAGCAUUGAAAGGUGUCUUCAAAAAGGAAAGCAAAGGAAAAGAAGAGAAGAAGGAUGAGGAGGAAAAGGAAGAAGAGGAGAAGGAGAAGGAAGGUAGCUUGACUGAUAGUGAGGAUUCCAAGUCAGCAGGGCAGAGGAAGUCUAGGCGGUCAUGUAAGGGGAGGUUGUAUCGCAAGCUUGUUGAUCAGGGGAUGUUAGAAUCACUACAACGGCCAGAGAGACCGUUUAACUGUAAGAAGGCUUGGCGCCAUACUAACGAAGGAAUGAGUGGUUUCAGUGAUGCGGAAGAUGAAGUAUUUCAACCAGAGGAUGGGAAGAAGGCAAGAAGACCAAGGAAAAGAACAAACAGCGGAUCCAGUGUAACAUGCUCAGAUUUUGACUACGGUGAGAUCAAUGUCGAAGCCAGAUUAGCUACACUGCCUCAGUAUGCUCCAGAACAAUUUAGAACAAAGAAGAAAUCUGGUUUGAAAUCUAAAAAGACUUCAGACAUCUACAAGAAUGCAAAGUUCAUCAAAGAAAGGGGUAAAAGUAAAGUGAUGAGGUCACUGUCUUCCUCCGAGAUGACCGUCACUGGCAGCCAGAAAAGAAAAGCAAGGAAAUCAUCAAUUAUGCAUCUUCUACCUACUAAAGAUCCUCACAGCAUUACCAGCACAGUGCAGUCUUCACCUUCACCUCCCAGAACGGACAAAGUAAUUGGAUCAAAGGUCAAGCGGUCAAUAAGUGACCCUCAACCUUUCACCCUAUCUGACCUUGCAGAGGUCGCUUCCAUGGAACUCAAACCAUGCAGCUCUGCAAGUACAGCGUGUACCCCUGGCGGUCAUGUACAAAGGCCCAACCUCUGUCUCGCAGCAGUAACGGUAUCAUAACCGAAACACCACAUCAACGUUCUCAAGAAAAAUAUUCAGUCAUCCUUCUUUCUUCAGCAACAGCACUGCGAAUAUAGAGUUGCCUAACAUUUCAACAAGUCUCCAAUGACAGUGAUGUGUUUUUUCACCACUACACGGCUAUAAGAAAGCUGUCCGUAGGGCCUUUUCGAGUUUCACCGGUGGAGAAAUGCAUGGAUAUUCGUCGCUCUGUGCUUGGCAGGAUAUUAUGACAAUCGACCAAUCAAAACGAUGGGCUCUUCCUUGGCGUAGACCAUUGUUAAUAUGUGUGAGUUGAGUCUAAAGUCUGAAAGAUGGCUCCUGAUUGGCUGUUCCUGUAUUGUUAGCAGAUCCAAAAGCCCGUCCCGCUGCACUUUCCGCUCACUGCUUCACAGCUUGUGAGUGUAGUCUUUCCGCCUCAGACCCUAGUCAGUGGAAGGCCCUGUUGAGAGGCUGGGUGGGCUGCCUGUUGUAGAUCCUUGACCAAAGCAUCAUGACAACAGGAUAUCUUUUAGAGGCUGUUUGUUAAUUAUUGUUUGGAAAGUGCUACGAACAUGUUGUAUUCAACACUUAAUCUCAAUGAUAUUGCCAAAAAUUAUUUCUCCCAGUAAAAACUAAUGAAUGUCCUAUGGUAUUGUACAUUAACUUAAAAAUGGUAAAGCUAAACUGAAGUAGUCGCAACAAACAAUAAAAAAAUCAAAGUCAACCAAGGUCAAUCUGCAUUGAUGUGUUUUAAACCUCACUGAGACAGAAAUGGGUGUAGAGAAACAAAAGCAGUCCUGAGAUAUGGAGUCCUAAAAGUUUAUCUUGCCAGUAUUAUGAUUUCUAGGACAUAAUUCCUAGCUAGUAUUUGAAUACAUGCCACAUGGUUUGGUUCACUACGUUACACUGUCAACUGUUUUGCAUUGCCAGUUGAGUUAACGCUAAUUAAAAUUGUUUAUUAAAAUCACAGGCAAUCUAAUUGAAUAAAGUUGAACAACUUCCAUCAUUUUACCCGAGAAGUCUGCUUAACCAGUUGCCAAGUAAAGUUUACAUAUGGACAAUCUAUUUGAACAAUCAUUGGACAAUUUAUUUGAACAAUCAUGAUUAUUAGUUUAUGCACGACCACUGAGAGCUAAGUUCUGAGAGUUGCAGCAGUCAAUGACUUCUUGAGAAAGUCUUUAAAAAUGAGGUUAACUAUCACUAUAUCGUGGUAUUUACAUUGAACUUCUUGAAAGCUAAGCUGAACAAAAUUACCACUCUGAAAAUCACCAACACAGACAACCACAUGUGGGACAGUGUAUUAAUAUUUUUUUGGAAUUGGACCCGACAUUUGUCUGGAAUGCCAAACUUAUUUUGUCCAUUUCUCAGCAAUUUCACAAUUUUCUUUCAGAAUCAUAUGGCACAUAUAUUUCUAUUUAUACAUAUAAACCCUUUGAUGGUCAUUUUAUUUAGUUCUGUUCACACUCAUUUUUAGAUUAAUUGUUACCAAAACGUUUAUGUUUAAGUAAAAUCCAAUCCUCUAUUUCAUCUUGAUAUGUCAUGUGUGUGCUCUUACAAGGUGAUAGAAUAUACUACUCAUGAAUCUGAAAAAUGAAAGAUACUUCUACAUAUUUUUGUAGGUGAACCAUGGGGGUGAUUCAAUUAUUACACUAUUUCUUUUACUAAGAUAUAAUUGAUUGGUCUGCAGGUUUUAGCUAUUUUAGACCAGGAUUUAUAGGGGGGGGGUGAACUUCCCAUUUAAACAGGAAUAUUCCUAUUUUGUGGGUAAAGAUAAUUGCCAAUGUAAUCUGUGUUUGAGAUAUUUCUGUGAAAUGUUUUCUGUAGUAUUAAUGUUCCCAACAACAUUUCUUUGUACUAUGUUCCUAUUGACUGAGUGUCAGGGUUGGCCGUUAUAAUAAUGUUUUGUAACUCAUGAGCUCAAAUUGGGCAACCUUUUGUGAAAUUUGGCCAUUAAUAAUGAACAACUCUGUGAUGUUGUCCCAACAUCUACCUUGUUGCCAGUUAAGUGAUGGUGCGUAAAGUAUACGUUGAGUUAAACUCCCAUAGAAACUUGGCAAGACGGUUUUCUGUUGCGUAAUACCUAGCUUGUAUAAUCAAUUACAUUUGCAAGUUAAGACGGCCCCUAAAAACAUUUUAGGGGCUUUAUUUUCCCCUCUCCCCUAUAAAAAGUUGAAUAUAAUUCCAACGUCAUUCUUUCUCAUUUGUUUUGUCUGCCUGUGUAAUGACAAAGUGAUAUAGCUAGUGUAACCUACUCUACAUCCUCAAUAGCUAUUAUGACUCUGUUACACCAGAUUUCCUAAGUAGUCUCGGGGCAUCCCAAGACCAGUCUCGUGAAGGUUUCUAAUCCGGUGUAAACGCACAAACCUACCCGAGACCUCUUCUGAGCAAACCUAUCUCGGACCUCCGGUCUCUGGGAGCCCCGAGACUGCUUUGGAUUCGGUGUAAACGCAAACCUGCCUGAGACGGGUUUGCUUGAUGCGCUACACAUGGAACGAUUAUCCAAACAGCGCGCGCUUGGCGCCCUGCCAAACCUAUCUCGGACAGCUGUGAUAAGUCGGUGUAAACGUACAGAAAGCCGUCUCAAGGCGCCCCGAGACUCGUUAUGAUUCCGGUGUAAUAGGGGUAAAAAAUUUAGGUCAACUUUUUGGAAACCAGUCCCAGGGCAUCCCGAGACUGGUCUCGGGUAGGAAAUCCGGUGUAGCGAGUCUGUUAUUACCAAUGACAUACCAUCUGUCUGGAGUUGGAUUUGUUGCUGCGAUUGUACAUGUAGCGUAUAACAUUCAAACUUUUGCCAUUAUGUGUUUUACAAACACAAUUUCUAUUUUAACUGUAUAAACUGUAAAUACAUGAACUGAAAUGAAUAUUGCAUUACACUGAGGAUUAUGGCCUAGAUUAGCAAUAAGAAGAUAUCCUUUUACAUGUACAGAAAAGCUGAAUAAAAUCAGUAUUUUUGUAAAGAUAUAUAUAUCUUACCUGUAUACACAGAGAGAAAUGAGUGCACAUAUUAUGUGUAUUUGACUAGAAAUAUUAAGCAUGUUUUGAGUAUCUAUCACUGAACACAAAACUUGUGGGCUCGUAUUCAAUUUAGGUCAUGGUUUGUGCUAAAACGUAUAUGGGAUGCUGAUAAUGUCACGUAUUGUUUACAAUGUAUGUUUAUUAUGUUUACUGUGGUCAUGUUUUAAAAAUGGUGAAGAAAACUAUUUCAGUUAUUUAUUCUCAGAGAGUUAAUAAUAAUAAUAAUAAUAAUUAACAUCAUUUAUAUAGCGCUUAUCACAAAGAAUGUCUCUAAGCGCUUAAGGAAAAUACAUAGGAAGACAAGAAAUUUCAGCUAAAAUCAAAUUAUACAUGUUAACAGUUGAAAGUAGACAGUUGAAGCCGCAUAUGCUAAGGACGAUCUAUUUAACGAAAAGAUGAGUUUUUAACAUAGAUUUGAAUUUGUCAGUUGAGUCUGCUUGAGUUAGGACUAAAUUGAUCACUGGAGGUCAUGAAUUCGCUCACAGUGAAAGAUUUGUAUCACAAUUGACUACAUGUAUCUACAGAUAAACCACAACUUUAAAAUAGGGUUUACAUUAAAGGGGAAGUUUACCCUGGCAAAAAAAAUAUUUUAAAAAAUAGCAGAAAAAAGUUAGCGAAAGCUUGAGGAAAAUCCAAAGAAUUUAAAAACUAUUAGAAUUUUAAUUAUUUUAUUUGUGACGUCAUAUGCGAGCAGCUUUCCUACAUAUGGUAUGGUAAAAAAAUCAAUGAAAUGGCAUUUUCUCCUCAGAAAAUUGAAAAUGUUUUUUAUUGUACCUUCGAUAUAUCAAUACAAAAAUCAUAUCACACCUGCUCCUAAAGAAAUAAAUAAAAAAUAAGUCAUCCUGAACCAUAAAAAGGAAAUUUAGGCAUUUCAUAUUAUAUAAUAUAUGGGGCAACUGCUCGUUUAUGACGUCCAAAAUCAAAAACUUUAAAAUUCUGAUAACUUUUUUAAUCUUCAAACCUUCACCAAUAUUUUGUUUUUAUUAUUUUCUCUGCUAUUUUUGCUGCAAACUUUUCAUUAGGGUGAACUUCCCCUUUAAAUUUGAGUUUGGACUAUGGGCCAAGGUAUGGUAAUGCCCUUCAAAGGGGGCUUCCUAAAAUUAAUUAAUUCAUUUACAUGUUGAUCAUUUUUUAAUUCUUUCUUUACCUGCCACAAUAUUUUCUGUUCUAGAGUUUAAGAGUCAGUUCUAGCCUCAGGCCAUGUUUUGCUGGCCUUGGCCUUGGUGGUCCAGACUAAGUUUUCAUGCAGAUGCAGUGUUUGUUUUCUUUAAAACCUGGAAAAACUUAAGGAUUAACUGUUGGCACUCCAUAGUCAUAUGCAAGAGUAUGGAAAGCUAUGUGCUGCACUCCCUAUUUAUGUAUUGUUUCAAAUUUACUUUAAAAGCUACUCAGUCAGAAGUAUUACAGUUAUUCUUCGAAUUGAAUGAUAGCCUCAGACCAAAAUAUGCAAAGCAUGUAUUUAUGUCUUCUAAGUCAAAAUUUUGUCAAGGACAAACAGAUUUGAGUGGUGCCAAGAAAUUCAGAUUUGACAAUUUUUAAUACCUGUCUAUUUUAGGUUCAUUUUUGCUUGAAAUUUAAUUUUUUUCCUUAUUUUGUUGUGCCAAAUUUGCAUAGAAUAAUAUUUACUGGUAUAAAACUUGUACAAUGACAAUGUAAUGUAUGUGUCAUAUAUUUGAAAUUUAUUGAUGCAAUCAUUUCAUUUAUUUAUUUUCGUGCUAAAUACAAUGGAUCAAUUUAAAGAUUAUAAGUGAUAUAAGCUUAUUAGUGAAUUAGUGACAAAAGCUAUUUUUAUAUGUUUUAAGAAGAUCAGUAACCAGUUUCAUCAACUCAUUUUCAAAAUGUUUUUAUUGACUGAAAAUUCAGUCUUUGAGCAUUGUCAGCUUGAUAAUAAAGUAUGGUGACUGGCCUUGAGAGGAACAUCAAAUAUUGCCCGCAACCAAAUCACAUUGUGCUGAUUCUUUAGACAUGGUUUUUUUCAUUGAAACCCUUUUUUUUGCUGAAGUAGGCUCAGUCUAUAAUCCAAUUCAAGACAUAUAGAGAAAACUCAUAAAGAUGGAGUUAUUUGGCCCUUUAUAAUUAGGGUUCAUUUGUGUCAUGUUUAUAUCAGGAUAUGUCAGUGUUACCAUUGUGACAUCAUUAUUAGUUCAGAUCCUUCUUGAUUUUCACUUAUUACUGUUUCAACUUGGCUUUUAUCUCUUACUUUGCGUCAUCAGGUGCCCAGAUUCGAUACCGUGGAAAAUACAAAGGUAUUGUUUGCAGUGUCUCUGCAUGCAAACUCAGUAUGAGCAGAGAGACCGAGAAAUAUACAAAUGAUAUACCUCAUUUAUUCCCUAUAUUCUUGUAAACUAGGGCGAUACGGUUUUUUAAUUGACCAGCUCAGAUGUUUGAUACGGAUAAUGAUGGAUUUUCCCCAAAUAAUGAGAAACAAUUGCUUGACCAAUAUACACUUCCAAGUCCCAAAUCCUCUGAUAAUGUAAUAUAAUGUAAUUUUUUUCUUUAAAUGUCAUGCUGCAUUUAUAAGCCACCUUAAACAAAUGCCAAGCCUUGUCUUAUAGCAGAAGUCCUAAAAAUCUUAAAAGUAUUUUUUUAUCAUUGAUUCUCAAAUGUCUUUGACUUCAUUUAUCAUUCUCCCUUGUUUUAAAGUUUUUGGAAGAAAGCUACAGUAGUUCCUUUGUCCAACCCAGUAUUAAAGGGAUGGUCUGGGCUGAAAGUAUGUAUAGCUUAAUUAAAUAGAGUAGAAUUCACUGAGCAAAAUGCCGAAAAUUUCAUCAAA
This is a messenger RNA of Lytechinus pictus (painted urchin), 7891 nucleotides long. Its product is annotated as HMG box transcription factor BBX-like. Gene Ontology annotation, molecular function: DNA-binding transcription factor activity, RNA polymerase II-specific; RNA polymerase II transcription regulatory region sequence-specific DNA binding. Gene Ontology annotation, cellular component: nucleus. The transcript is spliced from 11 exons. Lineage: Eukaryota; Metazoa; Echinodermata; Echinoidea; Temnopleuroida; Toxopneustidae. The record is from RefSeq and is a predicted model, not a curated record. Bases 109 to 2124 code for a protein of 671 amino acids. Gene Ontology annotation, biological process: regulation of transcription by RNA polymerase II.